Pseudophryne corroboree (corroboree frog) is the source of this 2355-nucleotide messenger RNA. It is a transcript of the gene MELK, whose product is annotated as maternal embryonic leucine zipper kinase. Bases 171 to 2120 code for a protein of 649 amino acids. Lineage: Eukaryota; Metazoa; Chordata; Amphibia; Anura; Myobatrachidae. Gene Ontology annotation, cellular component: cytoplasm. Gene Ontology annotation, molecular function: protein serine/threonine kinase activity; ATP binding. Gene Ontology annotation, biological process: intracellular signal transduction; protein phosphorylation. The transcript has 18 exons. The record is from RefSeq and is a predicted model, not a curated record.
GAUUUAAAUGUUCAUGACAUCAUGUCAGACGUAUUAUAGAAGGUUGCUCGCGUCGUUCUGCACACAACUGCUCUCUACUAGCGGCAGCCGCAGACUUUUCUGGCGAUCGCCCUGUGUAGGAGCAUCAGCCAGUGACAGGUCUCACAUUUACACAUAACCAGAAUUACAAAAUGGUUGUUGACGAUUAUGAUGAACUGCUAAAGUUUUAUGAGUUACACGAAACCAUUGGAACAGGUGGAUUUGCUAAAGUCAAGCUUGCAAGUCAUCAUCUCACUGGUGAAAAAGUAGCAGUAAAGAUCAUGGACAAAGAUUCCCUAGGGGAUGAUUUGCCUCGGGUCAAAAUAGAAAUAGAAGCUAUGAAAAAUUUAAGUCAUCAACAUGUGUGCAGACUCUAUCAUGUGAUUGAGACUCCGAAGAAGAUAUUCAUGGUUCUUGAGUAUUGUCCAGGUGGCGAAUUAUUUGACUAUAUUAUUGCAAAGGACCGUUUAACUGAAGAUGAAGCUAGAGUGUUUUUCCGACAGAUUGUAUCUGCUGUCGCAUAUAUUCAUAGCCAGGGAUAUGCACACCGAGAUCUAAAACCAGAAAAUCUCCUUAUUGAUGAAAACCAUAACUUGAAGUUAAUUGAUUUUGGUCUCUGUGCAAAGCCAAAGGGUGGCUUGGAUUAUCACUUAAUGACCUGCUGUGGAAGUCCAGCUUAUGCAGCUCCCGAACUCAUACAGGGAAAAGCUUAUAUUGGCUCUGAGGCAGAUAUUUGGAGCAUGGGAGUACUAAUGUAUGCACUAAUGUGUGGAUACCUGCCUUUUGAUGAUGACAAUGUCAUGGCCUUGUACAAAAAAGUUAUGAGGGGGAAAUACGAUAUCCCAAAAUGGCUUUCUCCUUGCACUGUGUUGCUGCUUAGCCAGAUGCUUCAGGUUGAUCCCAAGAAAAGGAUUUCAAUAAAGCAUCUUUUGAACCAUCCAUGGCUCAUACAAGGUUACAACUGCCCAGUGGAAUGGUACAGUAAAUGCCCUCUUGGGUACAUGGAUGAAGAUUGUGUAACGGAACUGUCUGUGUACUGCAAGUACAGUAAACACAGCAUGUCUUGUCUGAUCUCCGAGUGGAAUUAUGACCACACCACUGCCACCUACUUACUACUUCAAUCAAAGAAGAGUCGUGGAAAGCCUGUUCGUUUGGUGCACUCUUUAGCUUUGGUGGAGCCCUCGUCCUCCAGCUUUAAGGACCUGAAAUCGAGAAACAAGCUGGACUUCGAGGAUUGUAACAGUGUUGAUCAUCCGUAUGUGUUUGGAUCCAUGGAGUUUUCAGAUGAUGAGCUAUUUUAUGAUGACUGUACGCUUAGUGGCAUUGAACAAAUGACUUCCAAAGAGUACUCAAAGUAUCGUGUGGAGUUGAACAGCAUGGAUUCUGCUCCAGCAACACCAAUAAGUCAAAGGGCUCAAACAAAGAAAAGUGAAAAUAAAGAGAACUCUGACACAAAGUUGUCCAAGAAUGAAGACCCAUUUUUGCAUCCAGGUCCUUGGACACCUGUAGCAACGAAGAAAGGCAUACUCACCACCCCCAACCAUAAUAUAUUGGCUGCCCCAAAAGAAAAAAGUUGCACAAAAGACACUCCCACAAAGAGAGCUCCUGUGGUCAACCAUGAAACAGCCACUGCUACAAUUAGUCCUGAUAGACGUUGUCGCUCAGUAGAUUUGGACUUAAAUCAAGCACAUCUGGAUAGUGCCCAGAAGAAAAAAGGUACAAAAGUUUUCGGGAGUCUAGAAAGAGGACUUGAUAAAGUAAUUACCAUGUUAACACCAAGCAAGCGGAAAGGAUUUGCAAAAGAUGGACCCAGAAAACUCAGGGCCCAUUACAAUGUAACUACGACUAAUAUCCUGAAUCCUGACCUGUUGCUAAAUGAAAUAACCAGAGUACUACCAAAGAAAAAUGUUGACUAUGUGCAGAAGGGGUAUACUCUGAAGUGCAAAACACAAUCUGAUUUUGGAAAAGUGACUAUGCAGUUUGAACUAGAGGUAUGCCAACUAAAGCCUGAAGUGAUGGGGAUCAGAAGGCAGCGGCUUAAAGGUGAUGCUUGGGUUUACAAGAGACUAGUAGAAGACAUUCUUACAAGCUGCAAGGUGUAGUUGUCACCUAAUGGCAAUUUUCUUUUUGAUAGGUUCUGUUAAUGUUUUAUGCACACUUUCUUCUCUCCCUACACUAAAACUCUAGAAUUUUGUUUGAAACUUUGUCUAUAGCUGUCGUGCUCAUCUAAUCUUGUGAAUAAUUGUAAAAAAGUCUUUUAUUUAUGUGAUUCUUUUAUUUUAAUCUUUACAUGUAUGUUUGUGUUAGGUCUUAAAAUAAAAAAAAUUCUGAGAUAAA